Molecule: messenger RNA, 624 nt
Organism: Schistocerca piceifrons (Central American locust)
Lineage: Eukaryota; Metazoa; Arthropoda; Insecta; Orthoptera; Acrididae
Exons: 3
Coding region: 1-624 (207 amino acids)
Source: RefSeq, a predicted model, not a curated record
AUGAACAGCGCGCCGGUGCCGCCCGGCCUGCGCCGGGAGUUGGCCAGCCUGCCUCCUUCUCCCCGGGCGGCGCCAGCUGCGCCCUUCUUGGAGGCGGCUGCCGCCGCCCCCGCACGCCAACUUGUGCCGUGGCCGCGGAUGUGGGGUGCGGAGGGAUAUGGGGGAGGGGGUGCGGCGGCAGCGGACCGCCGUAUAACUCGCCGGUGCGGCGUCGCUGGGCGCCGUUGUUCCGGCGUGUGCACUCUGCGCCCGCCACAUUCUCCCGGACGUCCGCACGGGCCAGUCCUGCACGUGGGGGCGGAAUCACAGACAAUGGCGCGCCGCCGCGCCGCCGAGGACGCGAACUGUGUUUGUGCUGCAGGCGCGGAGCGGCGGGCGGCGGCGGCGGGCGAGGAGGAGAAAGAGACGGAGAGAGCGAGAGUGAAAGAAGCGGCGCGCUGCCCGCCCCCACACGUCGCCUCACCGCAGCAGCGCGCCGUGCCCGCCGCCCCGAGGAUUGCCUUGCUGCCUUGCCGGCGGCCGGCGGCCGGCGGCCGGCGGCGACAAUGCGCAGUUCAGCUGCCCGGGUCUCCGGAAGAAGGGCCCGCCCUCCGCCGGUCACGCAGAACUCUUCUCAAUCGAUAG